This is a messenger RNA of Paraphaeosphaeria sporulosa, 1540 nucleotides long. RefSeq names its product glycoside hydrolase. The record is from RefSeq and is a predicted model, not a curated record. Gene Ontology annotation, biological process: pectin catabolic process. The coding region runs from base 323 to 1432 and encodes 369 amino acids. Gene Ontology annotation, molecular function: polygalacturonase activity. The transcript is spliced from 3 exons. Gene Ontology annotation, cellular component: extracellular region. NCBI's taxonomy places the organism in Eukaryota, Fungi, Ascomycota, Dothideomycetes, Pleosporales, Didymosphaeriaceae.
CCAUCAAUCUUUGCCCAUCACUUUACCUUCAGCAUCUUUACAUGCUUCCACCAAUACCCCUAAGCAUACAACGCCCUUGUAUAACAACAGCGAAUGCCGAGACCAUGCGUUCCGAACGCAUGCCGCAGCUGAUUCGUGGAACAAUGAAACGCAGGCAUUGCCACUAGCCACAAUAUCCCCUCCACACUCGAAGCAUGCUAAACGGCGAUCAGGACCAAGUCAAUCUGAGAACAGACCACGGUCCAGGAACAUUUAAAGAUGAAUAUGCCCAGAGGCUUGGAUGUUGUGCAAGUUUCUUGGUUGCUAUUUCUCGCCAAUCAAAAUGAGGCCCCAAGUCUUGACAGCGGUUGCCAUCGCCACAUUUGCUGAUCGCGGUGUUGCAGCGGCUGACAGCUCUUGCACUGUCACCCAGUAUGCAGGUGUACCCGCUGCGAUCGCCAACUGCACUGCCAUUACGCUGUCGAACAUCCUUGUUCCUAGUGGCCAGACGCUGGACUUGACGAAACUCAAGACGGGGGCCACGGUAACUUUCGCGGGAAAGACCUCUUUUGAGUAUUUUGACGGCAAUAUCGAUCUCAUCAAGGUCGCCGGCACGGGCAUUACUAUUACCGCCGAACCGGAUGCCAUUAUUGACGGUAACGGUCAAGCUUGGUGGGACGGCCUGGGUUCAAACGGCGGUAUCUCCAAACCCAACCACUUCAUCACUGUCAGCAAAGCGAACGGUGCGACUAUCAAGAACCUGUACAUCCAAAAUUGGCCGGUGCACUGCUUCUCCAUCUCCAACUGCAACAACCUCAGCAUAUAUGAUAUUAUAUUGAACAACACGGCCGGUGAUGCGCCCAACAACCGCUCCAACGGUCUCGCAGCCGCCCAUAACAGUGAUGGUUUCGACAUUUCCUCGUGCAACAACCUCACUCUGCGCGACUCAUGGGUCCGCAACCAGGAUGACUGCGUGGCGGUGACAUCAGGCGACAGCAUCACCGUCAGCAACAUGUACUGCGAUGGCGGGCACGGCCUCAGCAUCGGCAGCGUCGGGGGCAAGUCGAACAACAAUGUUACUAACAUUCUAUUCGAGAACAGCAAGGUGCUUAACAACCAGAACGGUGCACGUAUCAAGACCAACUCUGAGACCACGGGUUACAUCGCCGGCAUCACGUACCGCAACAUUGAGCUGUCGAACAUCACAACCUAUGGCAUCGACAUCCAGCAGGAUUACCUGAACGGUGGACCAACAGGCGAACCGACCAACGGAGUCAUCAUCAAGAACAUUACGAUGGAGAAUAUCCACGGUACAGUGACAGGCAAGGCGAAGGAAUACUAUAUCCUUUGCGGCGACGGGUCGUGCUCUGACUUCACGUUUAACAACAUUCACAUUACUGGUGGGAAGAACAGUAGUUGCAACUUCCACCCUGACGGCAACUUCAAAUGCUGAGAAGAGAAGAGACGUAGACGGCAGGUUGAAAAAAUAUUGCAAAACCAUAGAGCGUUAAAUCCCCCUUCCAUUACCGUGAGAACUCGAGACAAAACCGUGCCGCCACCA